Theileria equi strain WA is the source of this 1702-nucleotide messenger RNA. RefSeq lists its product as hypothetical. Gene Ontology annotation, molecular function: zinc ion binding; SUMO ligase activity. Bases 1 to 1689 code for a protein of 562 amino acids. Gene Ontology annotation, biological process: protein sumoylation. Lineage: Eukaryota; Apicomplexa; Aconoidasida; Piroplasmida; Theileriidae. The transcript has a single exon. The record is from RefSeq and is a predicted model, not a curated record.
AUGAACCGAAAAAGGACUGCGAACUCAAAAUAUAUUGAGUUUUUCUAUUGCAUAUGUAAAGGUUCAUACACGGGCACAAAUGCUUCAUCAAUAACUUGCAAAAUUUGUAAAAAACAAAGUCACCGUAUAUGCAUACAUUAUAACGGUCCGGACAAAGAUUUUGAGUGUAUGUUAUGUAAGGUACAACUCUUGGACCCAUUUAAUACAGUGGAAGAUUUUUUGUGGUAUGAUUCUUUGGGGAAUACAACUAAAACUUUUACCAUUGAUGCUACGAAUAUAAAAAAAUGGAGAUCGCAAAACAAGGAUAUUUAUAUGGCUUCAAUUCCAUUUAAUAAGGAAAAAUUACAACACGAAUGGCCAAAGUCCAUGGAAUUAAAGAUUAAUAGUGACAUCAUACACGUAGUUAAGGAACCUACAUGGGAGCACAAACGGCGUGACAAUCCAAUUAAAAUUACAUAUGCCAUGCGUCCAGGGAAGAAUGCAGUAGAAAUAUCAAGUUCUACAUAUAACGAAACUGAACCACUUUUUUUAGUAAUCAUGUUUUUAUCGAAACAGGUUACAGUUGAUCGCAUAAUUGAUAUAGUAAAGAAAAAGCACGUAAUAUCCUACGAUGAUUCAUUAACUCGUAUUUCCACUAUAAUUAAUAGGAAUGUAGGUGACGAUGAUAUAGUUUGCAUGGAGCACACACACAGAAUUGAUUUGAACUGUCCUGUUACUAUGGACAGAAUAACCAUUCCAACUCGUGGAAGAUACUGUGAACAUAUACAGUGUUACGAUUUGGAUGGAUAUUUGAGGGUCAUGGAAAAAACUUCUGCGUUCAAUAUGAGAUGGAGAUGUCCAGAAUGCCAGUUGAUUGUGAAGCCUUAUGACCUAGUAAUUGAUAGUUUUGUACAGAAGAUCAUCCAUGAUGUUCCACCGUCCGUUUCUAGGGUUGAGUUAGAUAAAGAUGCUAAUUAUACUAUUUUUUUAAAUGAUAUGGCAUUUGACUCGAGACCUGUAAGCACAUUGCAACCCUCUUCCAAACUAAUUUCACAAAAUGAUACGAAUUUAUGCAUGCAACCAUUUGAUCAGCAUAUAGAUUAUGAUAAGAAAUAUUCAACAAAUUCUGAGGGAGAAUCAUAUCUAAAUAACCCGGGAAAUGCUAAUAUUGAUCAUCGGACUGAUGAUCUUAUCAUUCUUGACUCUGAUGAUGACAUAAACACAAAAAUUCAGAGAUCUAUACAGCCUGAAGUCAUAUACAUUAGUGAUCAUGAUAGCUCCAAUACUGAGGAUUCCAUGACGAACAUCGCAUCUGAGAGUGCAUUUUAUACAGGAUCUCACGGAUUUGAAUACAGCAAAGUUGGAUUUAUUAGAGAGAGACCCUUUACUGAAUGCAAAGAUACAAAGUAUCAAUAUACGUUAACGCCAGAAUCUCAAACUAGGGAUAAUUUAGGUAAUACCAAAAGGGAACUUAAUGAGACUAUGGAAUCAAUAGUAAGCACUGACUCUAACACAGUUUCAAAGAGGAAUAGAAACAAAUCUGAAACGCAUGUAUUUAAAGGUAAAUCCAUUCGUAAUUCCACGUUAACUGCCUCUUCUCUAAUCUCAGAGGGAAGUUCUCUGGGAUCAUUAAACGAAAAUCUUGUUCCCUAUUCGGUAUCACGUGACUCUGUUGCUAGCGACAUCACACUAAAAUCACCACAAAUGUAAAUUAUAUAUUUGU